CUCUCUCCCUCUCUCUCUAUGCAGUGAAGCGUGCUGGUCAUGUUUUCCUGGAUUGAACUGAACUGAACGGCAUGUGAUCUGUUCAUCGUGCACUGUCCUUCAGCGAGGAUGAUGAUGAUGGAUCUCGGCGGUCUCCUGAGCUCCGUCGCGCCGCUCUCUGCGCGCUCCCUCCUGCUGCUCUCUCUCGCCUUGCUGCUCCUCGCCAUGCGCUUCUCGCGCCGCCGCACCCAAAGCGCGCGCUCCAUCCCCGGUCCGUUCCCGUGGCCGGUGAUCGGUAACGCGGCUCAGCUCGGCGCCACCCCGCACAUCUACUUCUCACGCCUGGCGCGGCGCUACGGCAACGUGUUCCAGAUCCGGCUGGGCAGCCGGCGCGUAGUGGUGCUGAACGGCGACGCCAUUCGGCGCGCGCUCGUGCACAAGGCCGUGGACUUCGCGGGCCGCCCGAACUUCUCCUCGUUCAGCUUCGUGUCCGGCGGCCGCAGCAUGGCCUUCGGCGACUACGGAGAGCGCUGGAAGGCGCACCGCAAGCUCGCGCACUCCACCGUGCGCGCCUUCUCCACGGGGGACAUUCACACGCGCCGCGCCUUUGAGGCGCACGUGCGCGGCGAGGUUCAGGAGCUCAUCGGGCUGGUCGUGCGCGAGACGCGCCGCCUCGGGUACUUCCAGCCUCACGAGUACCUCGUGGUGUCCACGGCCAACAUCAUGAGCGCCGCGUGCUUCGGCAAGCGCUACGCGUACGACGACGCCGAGUUCCGCCAGAUUGUGGGGCGCAACGACAAGUUCACGAAGACGGUGGGCGCGGGCAGCAUCGUGGACGUCAUGCCGUGGCUACAAAGCUUCCCCAACCCCAUCAAGACGCUCUUCCUGCAGUUCAAGGAGCUCAACUACGAGUUCUUUGACUUCGUCCACGCCAAGGUGACCGAGCACCGCAAGACCCUGGAGAAGGGCUUCAUCCGGGACAUAACGGACGCCUUUAUUGUGGCCGUGGACCGAGGCGCGGUCAGCCUAGUCCUCGGUCAGGAGUACGUGUCGCCCACCAUGGGGGACAUCUUCGGAGCCAGCCAGGACACGGUGUCCACCGCGCUGCAGUGGAUUGUUCUCGUGCUUGUGAGGUAUCCAGACAUUCAGAAGAGACUUCAGGAGGAAGUGGACAAAGUAGUGGACAGGAGCUGCCUGCCUACAAUUGAGGACCAGCCACGUCUUCCAUAUGUAAUGGCCUUCAUGUAUGAGGUGAUGCGAUUCACAAGUUUUGUCCCUGUGACAGUUCCCCACUCCACCACCACUGACACUUCCAUUGAUGGAUACCACAUCCCCAAAGGCACUGUAAUCUUCAUCAACCAGUGGUCCCUGAACCAUGACCCCACUAAGUGGGAUCAGCCUGAGAUCUUCAACCCACAGCGCUUCUUGGACAAGAAUGGGGCACUAAAUAAAGACCUAACCAGCAGUGUGCUGAUCUUCUCCUUGGGAAAGCGGAGAUGUAUUGGAGAAGAACUGUCCAAAAUGCAGCUUUUCCUCUUCACCACGCUUCUCGUACACCAGUGCAACUUUGUGGCAGAGAAGCCACUCACUAUGGACUACCAAUAUGGGCUGACUCUAAAGCCCAACCCAUUUAAAGUGUCCGUCACUCUGCGUGAUGGAAUUUCUGGAGACGGUGGUCCAAUCACCUCUCCCAGCACAGAACAUUAGUGAUAAGAUGACAAAUGGCGUCGCAAACUUGAAAUGAAAACAAAAUGAAAACAAAAUGAAAAAAACACUUUAAAUUAUGCUAAAUGAAGGUGGCAAAAAAGUACUAUGAACACUGAAGUAAAUCUGAAGAUCUGUGCCGUCAGGUCAGACCUACUGCAUGUAUACAAGAACUUAUUAAUAUAUUUAUGAACAUUCUAUACUCAGGCAAAACUAUUUUGAUUUACAGUUGAUUUGCGCUGCAUCACUAUGGACUACAUUAAUACGAUGUUCAUUAUAUUCUCAACAUAUAAAUGCACUGAUACAUUAUUCACAAUUCCUUAUGCCUUAUUUGAGAGACAUAAAACAAAAUGUAGAUCUUUGUGCCAAUCGAAUGUGUCCAAUCAAAUGGGGCUGCAAUACGCUACUACUUUCUGCACUGAUAUCCUUUAUACACCCUUCAUUUUCUAAGCUCGGUAGACCUCUAAGUAGCAAGGCUACUUAGAGCUACUACUACUGGAACUUGUAUACAGCUUCACCCUGUAUAAUAAUAGCAAUGUAUCACUUUCGAUAUCCCCUUUCCCUUCUGUAUUUUUUUUCUUAAAUUAAUUUUAUGUCCAAUUCAACAUCGAUGGUCCUUUUACUUGCACGCAGUUGACUUACUAUGGGCAGUUUUCCCAGCUGCUCCCAUCCAAAUAGUUUUAAUGUCAGUUCUGCCAGAAAGAUGCAGGAGGCAAGAGUGAAAGAGGACAGUUUUUCAUGUCCUCAAUGGGAUUUUACAAGUUCAGUAGAAAUAAAGAGUCUUUGGCACAGGCCCUGUCCUCUGUCCAGGUUUUGGAACGUCGAGACCUCGACGAUUCUGCUGGAUAGAGAUAGCAAGGGGUGGAGCCCACCCCUGGACAACCAGACAGGGACCCAGCUGGUGGUGGUGGGGAGGAAGGAGGGGAACGUCAAAAUGUGGUACCUGAAAGCAGCAGAAUAGGUACGUUAGACAAGUCAUUUUGAAGAGGUGAAGGCCCCUGAUUGGUCUGGAGUAAUGAAUGAAUGAAUGAUGUAGGAUUAGAGUCUUCCUGGCAGAACUUUCACUAAAGCUUUAAAAGCUAAAAAACUAAUGACUUAGCUAAACCAUGCUACUUCUCGGACUAAUUCAGCCAGUUCCUCUUUUCUCUUCUUUAUACACCACAUAGAUCUACAAGCUAGAGCAAUAUAUUUAACAUGUUGUGAUUUAUA
This is a messenger RNA of Colossoma macropomum (tambaqui), 2892 nucleotides long. RefSeq names its product cytochrome P450 1B1 (gene cyp1b1). Gene Ontology annotation, biological process: progesterone metabolic process; hormone biosynthetic process. Gene Ontology annotation, molecular function: steroid 17-alpha-monooxygenase activity; heme binding; iron ion binding. The record is from RefSeq and is a predicted model, not a curated record. The transcript is spliced from 3 exons. Lineage: Eukaryota; Metazoa; Chordata; Actinopteri; Characiformes; Serrasalmidae. The coding region runs from base 109 to 1686 and encodes 525 amino acids.